AAAUUGAGCUAGUUGAAGAAGUAACACGAGGAAUUUAUAAAGGAAUAUAUAUACAUUGUAAUAAAGAGUUUAAACGUGCCAAGCCUAUUAGAACUCGAGCUCAUAUUGCAUAUGAAUGUCCAAAUUGUCCUGAACAUAUUAGACGAUAUUAUAAUUAUAUUAUUGCAAAUAACCUUUUUGAUGAUCCUAAAGUUGAAGAUUAUUCCAUUCCGCCAAAUGCUAAUUUGAAAGCCAAGUUAUCUAAACCUACA
Messenger RNA from Cetraspora pellucida, 251 nucleotides. The record is from the annotation of a GenBank genome assembly. NCBI's taxonomy places the organism in Eukaryota, Fungi, Glomeromycota, Glomeromycetes, Diversisporales, Gigasporaceae.